ACACACACAUUUCUGUCACCCUGUCUGUGGUAUCGAGGGGACCAUAAGGAUUCAGCUGGUUCUUGAGGGAAUAACAACCACAUUUCAACUGAUAUAUAUAUAUAUAUAUAUAUAUAUAUAUAUAUAUAUAUAUAUAUAUAUAUAUAUAUAUUGUAUAUAUACAAGAGAAAUGAUCUCACCUAGGUGAUCCACGAGUUCUGCGAUUUUAUUUAUAACUGACCCCGGGUCUGCUCGGAGUCGGACUCGCCGCGUGCGGAUCAGUAGAGCCACUUAAUAACUUGGCAAACUUCGGUCACGCGGUCUCGAAGGACUUCAGUGGAAGCUGCGAUGGAGCGCCUGCGGUGCUGUUAUGUUCUUUCUUUGAUACUGAUGUUCAGUGUUCAAUUUUCCCAGAGCAUGGAGACAAAUAAAGUUAUUCCAGCAGAAAACCUGCUUGUACUUACUGUUGCCACGCAAGAAACAGAUGGAUUCCUUCGAUUCAUGCAGUCAGCACACUACUUCAACUAUACUGUGAAGGUGCUGGGGAUGGGUGAGGAGUGGAAGGGAGGGGAUGUGGGCCGUUCCAUUGGUGGAGGCCAGAAGGUUCGACUGCUGAAGGAGGCCAUGAAGGGACUGGCUGAACAAGAGAACCUGGUUGUACUUUCCGUAGACAGUUAUGACCUCAUCUUUGCUGGUGGGCCUGAGGAGAUCCUAAAAAAGUUCCAACAGAUGAAUCAUAAGGUGGUGAUCGCUGCUGAGGGCAUUAUCUGGCCAGAUACACUACUGCAAGAGAAGUACCCCUCCAUCCGCAAUGGGAAACGGUUCCUUAACUCUGGAGGCUGUAUUGGCUAUGCUCCAUACAUACACAAGAUUGUGAACCAGUGGGACCUUCAUGACAAUGAUGACGAUCAACUGUUCUACACAAAGAUCUAUGUGGAUCCACUGCAGAGGGAAAGGCUUAAUAUGACCUUGGACCACAAAUGCGAGAUAUUCCAAAAUUUGAAUGGAGCAGUAGACGAAGUUCUUCUGAAGUUUGGGACAGAGCGGGUGCGAGUGAGAAACACAGUCUACAACAGUCUUCCAGCGAUAAUCCACGGAAAUGUGAACACCAAGAUAUACUUAAAUUACUUGGCCAACUACAUCCCCAAUAUAUGGAACUAUGAGAGCGGCUGUACCAUCUGUGACCAAGACAUGGUGGAUUUGUCUCAGCUUAAAGAAUAUCCACGAGUGACUGUGGGUGUAUAUAUCGAGCAGCCAACCCCAUUCCUGCCUGAGUUCCUUGAGCGGCUCCGGACUCUAGAUUAUCCCAAAGAUAAACUGAACGUCUUUUUUCAUAACACUGAGGUUUACCAUGAGAAACACAUCCAGAAGUUCUGGGAAGAGAACAAGGAUGUAUUCCACAGUUUUAAAGUUGUUGGCCCAGAAGAGAUUUUGAGUCAAGGAGAAGCACGGAACAUGGGCAUGGAUUUGUGUCGGAAGGAUCUUUCAUGUGAUUAUUACUUCAGCAUUGAUGCAGACGUAAUGCUCACCAACCGACAGACACUGAAACUCCUCAUCGAGCAAAACAGAAAAAUAAUUGGGCCUCUAGUCACCCGUCAUGGAAAACUAUGGUCCAACUUUUGGGGAGCCCUGAGUCUGGAUGGUUACUACGCAAGAUCUGAGGACUACAUCGACAUUGUGCAGGGAAAGCGAGUUGGUGUGUGGAACAUUCCCUUCAUGGCCCACAUCUACUUGAUCAAGGGUCAGGCUCUGCGGAAUGAACUGAGAGAGAGGAAUGUCUUUGUCUUGGAGAAGCUGGACCCUGAUAUGGCCAUGUGCAGGAAUGCCAGAGAGCUGACAGUACAAAGAGAAAGAGAAUCUCCCUCUCCGGAAUCAUUCCAUAUGCUCAGAUCCCCAAAGGGAGUUUUCAUGUACAUAACAAAUCGCCACGAGUUCGGAAGGAUCAUUUCAACUGCCAACUACAACACAUCUCAUUAUAACAAUGACCUUUGGCAAAUAUUUGAAAAUCCUCUGGACUGGAAAGAGAAAUACAUCCACCCAAACUACACACGGAUUUUCACGGAAAACCUCUUAGAGCAGCCAUGUACAGAUGUUUUCUGGUUCCCUGUGUUUUCUGAGAAAGCCUGUGAUGAGUUGGUGGAAGAGAUGGAAAACUUUGGGACAUGGUCUGGUGGAAAACACGAGGACAGGCGUAUCACUGGAGGUUAUGAGACUGUCCCGACAGAUGACAUUCAUAUGAGACAGAUCGAUUUUGAUAAAGAAUGGCUGCACUUUAUCAGAGAAUUUAUCUCCCCUAUCACUCUCAAGGUCUUCUCCGGCUAUUACACCAAGAGCUAUGCGAUUAUGAACUUUGUGGUGAAGUACACGCCAGAACGACAAGCCUAUCUACGACCACAUCACGAUUCCUCAACGUUUACCAUUAAUAUUGCCCUCAACAACAAAGGCAUGGACUUCCAGGGUGGAGGGUGUCGAUUCCACAGAUAUAACUGUUCCAUAGAGUCUCCUAGAAAAGGUUGGAGCUUCAUGCAUCCAGGCAGACUCACCCACCUUCAUGAAGGACUACCUACCACCAGUGGAACACGCUACAUAGCAGUGUCCUUUAUAGAUCCAUAGACCCCCUCUGACAGUUCUAGGAAUUCUACACUAAGAAUUUAGUCUCAUCUGUUUGGCUGUCUGUUUGUUUUUGCUGAUUUAUUCUUGGUUUAUGUGUUGUGUCACUGUUUGUGUUUGCUGUAAACAUUUACUACUGUCAAGAGAGAAGAAGAAAUGCUGUUCAACACAAGUUUAAUAAAAGGUUUCUAAGUUGGUGCACACAUAUUUACACACACACUCGGACAUUCACACAUAUAAACCUUGUUUCAGUUUCAAUAUUACCUUACAAGAGAUAUUUGACUGUAAUUGUUCUACUGUAACAUUGGCAACACAUCAGGUGAGGACAGUAACUGUUUACUUGUGGUUCAGGGGGGUUAGCAGAAUAACUUUAUAUAAUCUUACUUGUCACUUCAGUUUUCAUUUUAGGUUGGUAAGGAGGACCUCAUUGUUAGCUCAGCUCAGCUCAAUGUACUGUACAGUUAUCUGGAUGUUUAAAUUGAAGAGGUAGAGGCAAUACAUAAAGUAGCUGAACACGUUUUUACUAAAAAAAAAAACACAACACAACUUUUCCAGCAGCUAUGGAUUAUGGAUAUAAUAUCAACAUAUUUUACCAUCUUUAAAAAGGAUAGACAUAAUAUUGUAUCUUUGCACAAAAUGAAACAACAGGAUUUAAAAUGAAUUCUGUUUUAAGUUUUUUGUAAACAAAUUCUUGCUAAAGGAAAAGUUUUACUGUAAAAUUCAAGGUAAAAUAUGCCUUAUUUUCUAAACUGAAAAUAUCUCAGAGAUGUUAAAUAUUUUACUUUCUCUGAAAGUUGUUCCUUAUAAUGUCUCAACCAGGUCAAUCUCUUAACUUAUUUUGAAAUUGUUGAAAUAAUAAAAUGUGUUUUUAAAAAGAAAGCACUUUUUAUCUUCUG
Molecule: messenger RNA, 3485 nt
Organism: Xyrauchen texanus (razorback sucker)
Lineage: Eukaryota; Metazoa; Chordata; Actinopteri; Cypriniformes; Catostomidae
Product: procollagen-lysine,2-oxoglutarate 5-dioxygenase 2-like
Exons: 20
Coding region: 328-2592 (754 amino acids)
Biological process (GO): peptidyl-lysine hydroxylation
Cellular component (GO): endoplasmic reticulum
Molecular function (GO): procollagen-lysine 5-dioxygenase activity; iron ion binding; L-ascorbic acid binding
Source: RefSeq, a predicted model, not a curated record